This is a messenger RNA of Raphanus sativus (radish), 1829 nucleotides long. RefSeq names its product eukaryotic peptide chain release factor subunit 1-1. Gene Ontology annotation, biological process: cytoplasmic translational termination. Lineage: Eukaryota; Viridiplantae; Streptophyta; Magnoliopsida; Brassicales; Brassicaceae. Gene Ontology annotation, molecular function: translation release factor activity, codon specific; sequence-specific mRNA binding. Bases 158 to 1462 code for a protein of 434 amino acids. The record is from RefSeq and is a predicted model, not a curated record. Gene Ontology annotation, cellular component: translation release factor complex; cytosol. The transcript has 3 exons.
GUUAAAGGUUGUGGUGUGACUAGGUUACGUCUCUGCAUAAAACAGUAUAUAAAGACUCUUUCUAUGCCACAUUGAUUGCUUUCAGACACACAAAAAAAGCUCUCUCGAAGGAAUCCUCAAUCGCCUCUCCUUCGCGUAGCUUCUUCUUCAGGUUAAAAUGGGAGACAAUCAUGGUGACGACAAGAACAUUGAGAUAUGGAAGAUUAAGAAGCUCAUCAAGUCCCUUGAAGCUGCCAGGGGUAAUGGAACCAGCAUGAUCUCGCUCAUCAUGCCUCCACGUGAUCAGGUCUCUCGUGUCACAAAGAUGUUGGGCGAUGAGUAUGGAACGGCUUCCAACAUCAAGAGCAGAGUCAAUCGCCAGUCUGUUUUGGGUGCCAUCACUUCUGCGCAGCAAAGGCUGAAACUUUACAACCGGGUCCCUCCCAAUGGUCUAGUUCUCUACACUGGAACCAUUGUCAACGACGAAGGCAAGGAGAAGAAGGUGACCAUUGACUUUGAGCCUUUCAAGCCCAUUAACAACACACUCUACCUCUGCGACAACAAGUUCCACACCGAAGCUCUGAACGAGUUGCUGGAGUCUGAUGACAAGUUUGGUUUCAUUGUGAUGGACGGGAACGGGACUCUCUUUGGAACCCUGAGCGGUAACACUCGCGAGGUGCUUCACAAGUUCUCUGUUGAUCUUCCGAAGAAGCACGGGAGAGGAGGGCAGUCUGCGCUUCGGUUUGCACGUCUGCGUAUGGAGAAGCGUCACAACUACGUGAGGAAAACGGCUGAGCUCGCCACGCAGUACUACAUCAACCCCGCGACGAGUCAGCCUAAUGUGUCUGGUCUGAUACUCGCCGGUUCUGCUGAUUUCAAGACUGAGCUGAGCCAAUCUGACAUGUUCGAUCCCCGGCUUGCUGCAAAGAUACUUAACGUGGUGGACGUAUCAUACGGAGGAGAAAACGGUUUCAACCAGGCCAUCGAGCUCUCGUCUGAGAUCCUUGCGAACGUGAAGUUCAUCCAGGAGAAGCGUUUGAUAGGGAAGUACUUUGAGGAGAUUAGUCAGGACACGGGGAAGUAUGUGUUUGGUGUGGAGGAUACUUUGAACGCUUUGGAUUCAGGUGCUGUUGAGACGCUGAUCGUAUGGGAGAACCUUGACAUCAACAGAUACGUGUUGAAGAACAGUGCCACUGGUGAAACUGUGAUAAAGCACCUGAACAAGGAACAGGAAGCCAACACUGAGAACUUCAAAGCAGACAAUAGCGACUUGGACGUGGAGGAUAAGAUGUCGCUGCUUGAGUGGCUGGCUAACGAGUACAAGCGUUUUGGGUGUGCGCUGGAGUUUGUGACGAACAAGUCGCAGGAAGGGUCUCAGUUUUGCAGAGGGUUUGGAGGAAUAGGAGGGAUACUUCGUUACCAGCUUGACAUGACUGCUUUUGAUGAGGAUUUGGAUGUUUAUGAUGAUGAUGAAUCAGAAUAGCAAUCAAUCCAAUCACUAGCAUCGCUGGUUCUUGGAGAUGGUCCAUCACCAAGCUUGAACCAGCCUGUGUGGGCUGUCGGGGUCACGCAGAAAAUUGGAAAUUAAGUGAAGAAGCAUCUUUUCCGGAAGGUGGAGACUGAAGAAACUGGUGGAGAGUGAAGAAGUCUUGCUAUGGUUUUACCUUUGUUAUGUCUGAGACAUCUAUUAUGGAGUUUUUUUUCUUUUGGUUGGUUGUUUUUCUUUACAGUGCUAUAAUACUCUUCGUCUGAGAGAGGAAAGGUUUAGUGAUUUGGUUUUUGGUAUUUUCUCGAUUGCAUUGCAUGGAUGUUUUGUGACUUAAUCUAUCUACGCCUUUGUUUUGAUUGAA